Nerophis lumbriciformis (worm pipefish) is the source of this 582-nucleotide messenger RNA. The record is from RefSeq and is a predicted model, not a curated record. NCBI's taxonomy places the organism in Eukaryota, Metazoa, Chordata, Actinopteri, Syngnathiformes, Syngnathidae.
UGUUCAAUGAUUGCAAUCACUAAAUUAGUGAUGGCAAAUGCGGACGACGUCGACAUAAUGGUGAACUAUCGCGGAGAUAUGUUGCGAAACGACAAAAAGAUCAGCCGCUACCCCUAUUGUGUUGUCUGGACCCCCAUUCCUAUUUUAUCGUGGGUGCUGCCUUUCAUUGGUCAUAUGGGAAUAUGCACCUCUUCGGGAAUCAUAAGAGAUUUUGCAGGAUCUUACUUUGUUUCGGAGGACAACAUGGGCUUCGGGAGACCAACAAAGUAUUGGAAGCUUGACGUGGACAAAGUUUGUGGCAACGGUGCUGUGACUUGGGACAAAGCAGUGCAUGAUGCAUCUGAGGAAUACAAAUGCAGGCCGCAUAACCUGUGUUUUGAUAACUGCCAUUCCCACGUCGCCAUGGCACUCAACCUUAUGCGCUAUGACAACAGCACCUCCUGGAACAUGGUCAACUUGUGUGUUCGGUCUCUCAUUUAUGGCAAAUAUGUGAGCUGGGCCGCGCUCAUCAAGACCUGGCUGCCCUUCGUCAUGCUCUGCGGAGUCUUCGCCAUUUUUGUUAUAACGUUCAACCUUCCGUAA